Alnus glutinosa is the source of this 1350-nucleotide messenger RNA. RefSeq lists its product as uncharacterized. Gene Ontology annotation, biological process: vesicle-mediated transport. The record is from RefSeq and is a predicted model, not a curated record. Lineage: Eukaryota; Viridiplantae; Streptophyta; Magnoliopsida; Fagales; Betulaceae. The transcript is spliced from 6 exons. Gene Ontology annotation, cellular component: Golgi apparatus; membrane. Gene Ontology annotation, molecular function: small GTPase binding. The coding region runs from base 234 to 1034 and encodes 266 amino acids.
UCCAGACGCCUUGUAGGCGCGUGUCAAGAUCCCCCGCCCCUUUAAUACAGCUCUAGUUCCGGUCAGUAUUCCCUCCUCUCUGUUCAUUCCAAAGUUCCAAACUACGAAAAGCAACGUCUAGGGCUCGUUUCGUGGCGCGUUUCAGCGCUCAUAAACCUCAGAUUCUCAAUCAAAUUCUUUAAGACGCAUAUUGUCUUUGUGAGCAACAGAUCUUACUCUCUCAUUUCUCUUUCAUGGACGAAUCCUACACAAGCCUCCCUACCAGCCAUUUGCUUGGCUCCGUGCCCGCGGUUGUCAAAGAAGAAAAGAAUGGGACAAACUAUGAGGUCCCUGAAGCAAAUAUGCAAAUAUUCCCUCCAAAUAAUGCAGGGCGGGGUUAUCAAACUCUUGGAAGUCCACCUGAAGGAUUUGAGCAACAACCAGCAAACGGCUGGAAGGGAGUGUUUAGUAUCUCCUCAUACACACAAUAUUUCAAUGUUGAUACAGACAUUGUCUUAAACCGGCUGAUGAGUUCUUUGUAUCCUAUUGGCACAGAUUUUUUUAGCAAGAUUGAUGCUAACCCUGAUCUAUAUGGGCUUAUCUGGAUUUCCACUACAUUGGUAUUUGUGCUUGCUUCUUUUGGGAAUUGUGCAACCUACCUCAUGGAGAAACAUAGUGACAGCACUACGUCUUGGAGUUUUGACGUCAGCUAUGUAAAUAUGGCAGCAGGUUCAGUCUAUGGUUAUGCAAUUGUGGUGCCACUAGCCUUUUACUUCUUGCUGCAGUAUCUGGGUGCAAAUGCAAACCUUGUGCGAUUUUGGUGCUUGUGGGGAUAUUCUCUCUCUGUUUUUGUUCUGGCCUCAUUUCUGUUGCUCAUCCCGGUCGAGAUUCUUCGGUGGAUCAUUAUACUUCUUGCUGGUACUGCUUCAGCAUGUUUUGUUGCCUUGAACCUCAGGUCUUAUAUGGCAGGCAGUGAUCUUUCACUGAUGGUGGUUGCUGCAUUUUUCUUGCAAAUGGCUUUGGCGAUCUUCAUCAAGGUCUGGUUCUUUCCAUGAUCUCAUGCCAUAUGGCCGUUUCUGCAACACCAACACGGUCUGGAAGACAUAGCUGGAGUGGAAUUUGUCUGGAAGACGAGUUUUCCUGUGUUUGGGAUUACUCGCUUGGUUGCAUUUGUAAUUUAAUGAAGAGUCUUUAGUCACGGAAUGGGGGAAAGAAUUUUAAGAAGAGGCAGCAGUGUCUUUGAUGAGUGGUAGUGUUUUUUUUAUCCGUUUCUGCAACACCAACACUAGCAGAGAGGAGAACGAAAUCUUUGGAUUUUCCUUUUUUUUUUUUUGGAUCCAGGAUUUUCCAUGUUUUAACCUUGUGUAAAUA